CAGGUAUUCAUGUUGUAUCACAUAGGGCAUGAUGUUACUAUGUUCCGUAUAGCUAUUCUAGUAUUUACAUGAAAGUUAAAACAUCAUAAUGCGACACGUGUGGACAAAUUUAAGCUAAGAAUCAAAAACUUCCUCCAAGACGAAAUUAUAGAGCAAGAUAAAACCACAGAGGAGGCUAGAAAUGAUUUGCAUACUAUGCCAUAACGCGAACCGUUUCAUCGUGUGGUGGCAACAAUAGUCUCAGUAUUUUAAAGCCAGUGAUGCGUGAAUGAACAGACUGGGACCACCGGGUGCUGUAACAUGAGGUUCCGAAGACAGUGUUUCGGUAUGGCUAAGACGGUUUCCAUAGCCCUUGUAGCCGGCAUCGUGGUUUGGCUUGUCCUUGCCAACAACUGGCCAACAAAAGAGCCAGAUGAAUCGCCGAAGUUUCCAAAUCCACCGAGAGGGGUGAAGAACAAACCGAGUCCAGUACACGUGUCCGCCGAAAUACAGGAGGAGGUAAAACCUGUAGAGCAGCCCAAGACCAACUCCUCGCUGAUGGAUUUUACCCAAGCCCAGGAGGCUGUGCAAUCCAAGAGGAAAGCCAUCUUACGGGAAACCUGUAAACGCAACGGGAUGACUUCCCAGGCAGGUCCUCCUAUGUUCACGAAGAGACACAUCUACGUCGUGGACAAGUAUAGAGUCAUGUAUUGCUUCGUGCCUAAAGUAGGAUGUAGCAACUGGAAGCGGAUCAUGAUGGUACUCGACGGUGAGACAGAUACGGUAGAAGGCCUUACUUCUGAUGAGGUGCAUACAAAGGCCCACCUGAGAUUCUUCAACUCGUACACUCCCGGACAACAGGAGCAUCGACUGAAAAACUAUCGCAAGUUCUUCUUCGUCCGAGAGCCACUGAAGCGUGCACUGUCCGUGUACCGCAACAAAUUUGAGGACUUGGCCACCUACCGCGGCAACCUGCACUUCCACACCUUCGGGAAGCAGAUCAUUAAGAAGUUCAGGAAUGGGCCUUCUCAGGCUGAGUUAAAGACUGGCGAGAAUGCAACCUGGACGGAGUUUGUCGACUACCUGACACAUCCAACGGAACGAAAGGAGGUCGAAACAGACAUCCACUUCAGCGAUCAUUGGAGGCAGAUGAAUCAAAUCUGCUCUCCGUGCAGCAUCGACUAUGACGUCAUCGGUAACCUAGAAACUGUUAAUGCCGACGCCAAGUACGUUCUGAACAUGCUAAAAGCACCAAGUAAUGCACAGUACCUGUCCUCAGCGGGCAGCCGCCCGACAAACAGCUCAGACAAAGGCACGUUCGAUAAAUACUUCUCCAAACUCAACAAGAAACAGCUGACGCAACUCUGGGAACUUUACAAACUGGACUACGAACUAUUUGGUUAUACAAAACCAGAAAUAAUUCCUACAUAGCUAUGACAACUCUUUUUUCCUUUAAAGUUCAAAACCUUUAGAACAUGAGAUAGCCCGAGUUUCAAAUUAAUACCUCAAAGUUUUGGGUUUUUUUUUCAGUGCGCUCAAGUAUGUGUAUUCUGUUGUUAAAAAACAUUAACUAUUUUUUGCAAAAAGUGGGACUAUAUAAUCAAGAUCUACACAACCGAUUUGUUUUAC
Molecule: messenger RNA, 1608 nt
Organism: Asterias rubens (European starfish)
Lineage: Eukaryota; Metazoa; Echinodermata; Asteroidea; Forcipulatida; Asteriidae
Product: carbohydrate sulfotransferase 11-like
Exons: 4
Coding region: 301-1410 (369 amino acids)
Biological process (GO): carbohydrate biosynthetic process
Cellular component (GO): membrane
Molecular function (GO): sulfotransferase activity
Source: RefSeq, a predicted model, not a curated record